CUCUCCGUCGACGAGCUCAGGUAAGACUUCUUCUCACCUGUAUCUGAAUUGGUUAGCUUACUGCCUUUCUCUUCUCCGAUCCUCCUCUGCCUCUGCUUCUUGUUCUAAGCUCUCUCUCUCUCUCUUGGUGUGCUCCAAAAAAAAAAAAGCUCUUUCUUGAAAUCUAGGAUGAAAGAGAAGGGACAUUACGUGCCGCCGCGUUACAUUCCGUUAAAAGAGUCUGAGGAAGCUGAUACUGCAGAAGAAGUAACCACCACACCAAGUCUUGAAGUUGCUGUCUCUGGAGACACAAGAGAUGGUCCGAAACAGUGGUCGUCUGGCAUAUGCGCUUGCUUCGACGACAUACAGAGCUGUUUCAUAGGUUUGUUCUGUCCAUGUUACGUCUUUGGCAAAAACGCAGAGCUGUUGGGGUCUGGAACAUUUGCAGGACCUUGCUUAACACACUGCGUUUCAUGGGCGUUAGUCAACACCAUUUGCUGCUUUGCAACCAAUGGCGUGUUGCUCGGUCUACCUGGAUGUUUUGUGUCGUGUUAUGCUUGUGGAUACCGGAGAUCGUUAAGAACCAAGUAUAACUUACAGGAGGCUCCAUGUGGGGAUUUUGUAACACACUUCUUCUGUCACUUAUGUGCCAUUUGCCAAGAAUAUAGAGAGAUCCGAGAACGUAGCAGCGGCUCAAAUCCUCCUGACAUCAAGAUGGCUAUUACUAACGCCCCCUUAGCUCAAACCAUGGAAUCAGCUAACUGAUCACUUUCAGUUUCUUUUGUUUCGGGACAUGUUUCUUGUAAUAUUGCAAUGUAUCAAGGUUCUAUAUAAGUUUACUAAAGAUAUAUUAAAAAGUUACAGCAUUCGGAUUCUACA
Messenger RNA from Raphanus sativus (radish), 858 nucleotides. RefSeq names its product protein PLANT CADMIUM RESISTANCE 10. The coding region runs from base 169 to 744 and encodes 191 amino acids. The transcript has 3 exons. The record is from RefSeq and is a predicted model, not a curated record. NCBI's taxonomy places the organism in Eukaryota, Viridiplantae, Streptophyta, Magnoliopsida, Brassicales, Brassicaceae.